AUGGGAGUACCAAAGUUUUAUCGAUGGAUAUCGGAGAGGUAUCCAUGCCUGAGCGAAGUCAUCAGUGAUACAGAGAUUCCCGAAUUUGAUAAUCUGUACCUGGACAUGAAUGGAAUUAUACACAAUUGCUCUCACCCUAAUGACGAUGAUGUGAACUUCAGGAUCUCGCAAGAACAGAUUUUCUGUGAUAUUUUUGCCUACAUUGAUAAGUUGUUCAAUAUUAUUCGACCCCAAAAGGUGUUUUUCUUGGCUGUCGAUGGUGUUGCUCCAAGAGCCAAGAUGAAUCAGCAGCGUGCUAGGAGAUUCAUGUCAGCUCGUACUGCCGCUGAGCAGGAACAAGCUCAUGUGCGAAAAGGGGGAAAAUUACCCACCGAAAAGCGAUUCGACUCCAACUGUAUCACUCCAGGCACAGUUUUUAUGGCGGAGCUUCACCAAGCACUCUCAUCCUGGUUGAAUGUCAAAAUAGAUAAAGAUCCUUUGUGGCAUAAUAUACGAGUCUACCUAUCAGGACAUGAUUGCCCUGGUGAAGGAGAACAUAAAAUAAUGGAAUUUAUUCGACAUGAGAGAAUUGCAGAUGGAUAUGACCCUAAUACUCGGCAUUGUAUGUAUGGACUUGACGCUGACUUGUUGAUGCUUGGCAUAUGCUCACACGAGCCUCACUUCUCAUUACUACGAGAAGAAGUGAAGUUCAGCCGGCCUCCAUCAAAAAAGAGUGGAGCUGGAUCUGCUCAAAGGGCGAAUCCAUCUCAGACCAAUUUUCAUUUACUUCAUCUUUCUCUUCUGAGGGAGUAUCUAUCAUGGGAGUUCGAUCCUCUGAAGGCAUCUUUACCAUUUCCCUAUGACGUCGACCGAAUAGUGGACGACUGGGUUUUAAUGGGUUUUCUCGUCGGAAAUGACUUUAUUCCUCAUCUUCCGCAUGUUCACAUUCAUGACGAUGCUCUCCCUCUACUAUACCAAACAUAUAUUCAGAUCCUACCAACAUUAGAUGGUUACAUAAAUGAGUCUGGAAUUUUACAUUUGAAGCGCUUCGAAGUGUUUUUGAAAGCUUUCGCUGCGAAUGAUCGUAAACAUUUCCUGCAAAUAAUGGAGGAUGAGAGCUACCUCCGCAGCAAGAGGUGUCAAGAACCACAUGGUCAAAAUACCGAAGAGUCAUCUCUGUCCAGCACUGAUUCGAACGAUGAGCGUGACGAAACAACUGAAGAUUCACUGCUGGAUGAGGCUGCUUUCGUUAGCAGUGAUGAAGAGGAAGAUACUGCUGAAGCCGCUAAUCGAAUUCCUGACGGUGGUCUCCCAUCUGCAUCGUAUCUCUUGACUCAUCUUAAUAGCGGUUGGUUUAACUGUUGGACCAAAACUGUGAGUAACUCUUUUCGUCGACACAAACGAUCGUACUAUCGUGAAAAGCUUCAGUAUGAAAAUAUAACGAAAACUGAGCUUCGUCAACAAGCAGAAGGAUAUGUGAGAGCUAUACAGUGGAACCUGCAUUACUAUUACCGAGGAUGUGUUUCAUGGAAUUGGUUUUACCCUCAUCACUAUUCACCGUAUAUCUCGGAUGUUGUUGAUUUCUCUGAUAUGGAUAUGAGUUUUGAGCUGGGCCAGCCAUUCAAACCUUUUGAGCAACUGUUAGCCGUGCUACCUACUGCUAGUGCUGAAUGUCUUCCUCAGCCUCUCAGGGAUUUGAUGUGCAAUAAGGAAUCCCCUAUUUCCGAUUUCUACCCAACCGAUUUCCGUACUGAUUUAAAUGGGAAGAAAAACGACUGGGAAGCAGUCGUGCUAAUUCCUUUUAUUGAUGAAAAAAGACUUUUAUCUGCUAUGGAAAGCAAGAUACCUCUUCUCACACAGGAAGAAAAGCUUAGAAAUACUCCUGGAAACAUUCUUCUCUACUGCUCUCUUGAACUGCUACCACCAUCAUUGCUGUUAAGGCCCGUUCUUCUUCCGGUGGAUUCGUUCUAUCUGGAACCUCAGAAAGUCGUUUGGGGAUUAUUACCGAAUGUGAAGUUGGACGUAUACUUCCCCGGCUUUCCUACAAUGAAACAUCUACCGCAUUCUGCCGAACUCAAGCAGGUGAAGGAUAUUAUUUUUCUGCUGAAAAAAGAAGAGUUUGAGAAGGUAAGGGAGGUCUUCGACGGACGCUUGCUAUCGAGGAUCACGGGGACAGUGUUUCUCUUGCAUGAGCGCUCUUCAGAAUCAAAAGAUUUGCCUAAAAUUCCAGAAAGAAUUAAUAUAGGACUAUCUCUCAAGUUUUCCAAGAGGAAUCAAGAGGUAUGGUUGAUUGGUGAUUUGAAGUCUAAGGGAACUACGGUUCCGUUUGGAUCUCAAGGAACAGUGGUGGGGUUAUCGUCCGGGAAAGUUGAUGUUCUGUUCGAUCUCGAAUUCAAUGGGAAAGAAGUUAUACUUGGCGCCUGCGUUCCAAAAACUUCUCUAAUAAACAUCACUUACGGCAAAACGCGGAAAGGGCAAAAACUGAAGCGGCAAAGAGAAAAUGGCAGCUUACGUGCAAAGAUUGGGAAACGUUUGGUUGCAGGCAAAGAAAGCAAAGAAAACACUCCUUCCGGCAUUCAAAAGGUCCGAAAUUCAUUGCUGCCAGAUGGCUACUCAUUGACAUGCCAUGUUUCAGAGCAGCUUGUUCGGAAGUCGUCCAUCUCCACCUGUCGUACCAAACGUGCAUUUAACUCCUGA
Messenger RNA from Haemonchus placei, 2676 nucleotides. NCBI's taxonomy places the organism in Eukaryota, Metazoa, Nematoda, Chromadorea, Rhabditida, Trichostrongylidae. The record is from the annotation of a GenBank genome assembly.